CCAUGGCUGCUCUCCGCCUCCAUUUCUCAGGCACUCUUGCUUCUUGUCGGUGUGUGGACCGCCAUGGCUUCAAUUCUACCUGUAGCUUCACCGGUGCCACAGCCGUAUGCGCCCAACCGCCGCACGCAAGAUGUCGACAAUUUGCAGCCUCACUAUGAUGGCCGUAGCACUCCACUCCCCCAGUAUGAGAAAUCAAACGCAGUGCCCUUCACACUUACGCUCCAAGAAGAGAAGGAUAAUCCAGGACAAUUCCAACUUGUUGUCAACAUAGAUUCCCAGCAACAAAAGUUGGAAACUGGAAGCACCCCUCGGUCCACGCCUUCCAAAAGGCUAAUCGCAAGCUUGAAAGAAGUCCCAAGCCUGGGAUACGACGUCUCACAGCUAUACCAUACUCGCGAAUCAAGCCCGCCGACCAGCCCACAAGACGAUAAGCAAGGGUGGGCAGACCUGAACGCGAUACCGCCCGAAUUUCUUAACAAAGUCGUACCUGAUUGGAAGAUCACGUUCUCGAGGAGCGAUUCCACUACAUCGGUGCAGUCACGCAAGCUGGCCGAUAUCAAGGCUCGAAUAAAGAAGAGCGGGAAAGGCUUCGUCGUGAGGCUGCUCAAGGGCUCCACUUCAGAUCCGAACACCAACGAAGUUGCAGAAGUCGAUCUGGGGUCUGGUAUCAACAUAAGAGAGAGGGGAGUGUUCAAAACGGACAGACAAGAAUUGGCCGCAGAGACACUGCCAGUGGAGCUAGCCGCCUCAUUUCCAUCAGACCCCAACGGCAAUUCACUGGGUGCACCCGUUGAGAUAGGGUCUUCUAGUGAGCCUGGUAUUCCUCGCAGUGUUCUACUUCCGUCAGAGACAGCUACACGAUCACCAGCGAUCAACAAAUGGUUGGGUCAAGUCACUGGUUCCAGCCGACGCACAUCCAUCCUUGAGGAAGGGCUUAGUGAUGCCGAGACAUUACUUCCCGAGGUCCCUUCUAUCGCUGAUCGACUCGACGAUACGGAUGUGGAGCCAUUUUCUAGCAACAGCUCAGUCAUUCUUGGGAGGACUAAUUCAACGCUGAGUAUCGUAAAGACACCUACGCGUGGCCUGUCUGUCGUAGGACCUGUAAGGAGAGUCCAAAAAGCUUCCCGUGCCAGAGGAAAGGGCAAAGCAGCUCGCUCCAAUUUAAACCGAUCUGGCGCAAACAAGUCAUUCAAACGUUCAAUGUCAAAUAAUCAGAUCGCUGGUUCCGGUACUAUGGAAGGUGUUCAGGAGUGUCCGUCGGAACUAGAUGAUGGCAAUGACGCUGUCGCUUUACCGCCCGACAAUGAUAUCACUCAAGCGCACGAAGUACCUGAAAGGAGGUCUGUAUCCACGCGUUCAUCCACGAAGCGAGCUGUUCAUCGAAGUUCUUCGGCAAAAGAAGCAAUCCAAGAAGAGCAACCAAAAUCACGACUUCGUCUAGAGACUAAUGUACCCCGUGCUUAUUCUGCCAACACAUCUCCAGUCACCAAACGCAAGCGGAAACCCCGUAUGAAGAGGGCAACCCCAACAUCAUCGAACGAAAGAUUAGGGCAAAUGCAACAUGCAGAGGACGUUUCGCCUGUUUGGUCCGAAGUGGAUCCAUCCGAUGAAAUGCGAGCGUUUCUGAACAAGGCUUUUGGUGCAGUCGACGAUUCAACAGAUAAGGUGGAUCAUGUUCUAGAAACGCCGGCGGACGAAUCUAUCGCGAAUGAUGAAAUAUAUGGCAUUUUGCCACCUGAUAUCGAGACCAGGCUAUCACCACCACCUAAGAAAAACUUAACGAGUAUCUUCUUCAAUUUGGCCUUUACUGCUCUGAUUGAUGGCGCAUUCGAAGGACUUACAAGUUUGCGCAACAAAUAUGGGAGCGAACCACCUGUCGCACCGAACCAUGUGCGAGUACGAUGGACUUGCUCAUGCGGAGAGUCGUUAUACGACGACUUCAUCGAGAACAAGCCUGGUGCUGCCCGUGAUCUCGAAUGGUAUUUGAAUCGGCCACGAUCGCAUGCGUCAUCGGACCCUCCAAGCAAAUCGAGCACCUUCAACUCUAUGGGAUCAUUAUUUGACGCAAACAGCCGAGCAUCAACACUCACAACGCCAGCAUCGACUUACGCCGGGAACCCAUGGGGUAAGCAAGGCGAAUCAUCUCGAUACAGCCCAACGCGCCUUCGCCAUAGCCCAUUCAGCGUGCAUAUUGGUGCUUCUGCUCCAGAGUCAUGGCUCCUCACCUGUGCCAACGAAGGCCGAUUCACCCCAAAGAUUGUGCACGUUGACGUGAACAAGCACAGAAUCAGGGAUGACCGAGCCCUCUUUAUAGCCAUCCGAGACCACUAUCAGCGCCUAAAUAAAGGCUGGUUCAGCUGGGCGCGACUACGCGGCCUCUCUAAAAUCGAAUUCGCACAGUUCGAAGUACAUCGCAACCGUUUUGCAGAUAUCCGCGCAGCACCUUCCAUGCCACCUAUUUCGUCCGUCUCGAGCGAGAAAGCACCAUCCCAACACCCGUAUAACUUUGAGCCUCACGAUCUGUUGCCACCAGUCGGAUCUGCGUACCUUAUGCACCUGUUCAUGCAUCCGGAGGACUACGAAGGCGAGACGAUGACCUACGAACGCUCCCCAAAGAGAAGAGAGCGGCUGGACUCGGGUAUGGGCUGGGGUAUCAGCCUAGUCGAAGGCUUCCAAGCACCAAAAGUAUGGGCAGUCAUCAUGAUGGGGUUUGGGAUCGGAAGCGCGGUGUUUGCAGCGUUCUGGACGAUCAGAAAAGGCGACAUGCAGGGAGCGUUCGGAGUCGCGAGUUGGCUUGUCACGUUCGCGGGAUUGGGAGUCGCUGGACUGCAAGCGUGCUUGGAUUGAUCAUUCAUC
Messenger RNA from Periconia digitata, 2856 nucleotides. Lineage: Eukaryota; Fungi; Ascomycota; Dothideomycetes; Pleosporales; Periconiaceae. The record is from the annotation of a GenBank genome assembly.